This is a messenger RNA of Nicotiana tabacum (common tobacco), 1182 nucleotides long. NCBI's taxonomy places the organism in Eukaryota, Viridiplantae, Streptophyta, Magnoliopsida, Solanales, Solanaceae. The record is from RefSeq and is a predicted model, not a curated record.
AGUGACUUGUUCCGACGGUAUCUCUUUGGCAAUUUUUUUUUAUUUGGUAGCCACGGUCACAUUACAUCUCUUCCUUUCUCUCUCUACGACUUCGUUCUCCGAUCAGAGUCUCUGUUUCUCUCUCUAUUAUCGGUUUCUAGAAGGAAAAUGUCGAAGUUAAUGCCGCAUCUGGACGACCGAAGUAGAAAGACGCUUAACCUCACUGUCCUACAGAGAAUCGAUGCGUGUAUUGAGGAGAUCCUCUUCACCGCUGCUCAUGUCACCUUGUACGACUUCAAUGGCGACCUUAACCAAUGGAGCCGCAAGGAGGUUGAAGGUUCUUUCUUUGUAGUUAAGAGGAAUUCUCAGCCAAGGUUCCAGUUUAUUGUUAUGAACCGGAGGAAUACAGCAGAAAAUAUGGUGGAAGAUCUCUUGGGAGACUUUGAGUUCGAGGUUCAAGUUCCAUAUCUGUUGUAUCGGAAUGCAGCCCAAGAAGUCAAUGGUAUUUGGUUCUACAAUGCACAUGAAUGUGAGGAGGUUGCAGAUCUCUUUGGCAGAAUUUUAGGUGCAUACUCAAAGGUUCCCCUGAAGCCACAGUUAAGAAAAAGUGAGUUUACAGAACAUGAAGCGGUGCCGAUGAGUACAGUAAUAGAAGGGCCAUUUGGACAAGCAUUUACCACCUCAACCAUUGGGGAUAGUGCUGAUGAUUCUUCCUUUAUGAACUUCUUCAAUACUGCUGCAAGUAUUGGGCAUACCUCUUCAAAUGUUGUGAACUCCGGACAGCCAUAUCAUUCUCCAGCUCAAACUGUUGAUCUAUCACCCCGAGUUCCAAGCCUCCUACCAUCUCCUGCUCCAACUUUGCAAGUCUCAUUACCUGUUCAGUCAGCUCCAUCACUUCCUACACAGUUGCCCCGUGAUUCUGCUAACCCGAUCAAUAAUACCAAUCACCCUGCAAAUCUUGUGAAGCCUUCUUUCUUUACACCUCCUGCAUCACCUAUGUUGGUGACAACUCCUGUCUCUUCAGCUAUAUUAACUUCUGCUCCUUAUCCUCCUGUGGAUCCACAACCCCAACAUGGCACACCUCUAGUUCAACCCUUUCCGCCACCUAUACCACCUCCUUUUCUCACUUCUACUCAGCCUCCUCCAAAUAGUGGACCACUGAGCAGAGAGAAAGUUCAUGACGCACUUCUAAUGCUUGUUCAG